UAGCUAAGGCAAAGCCUUGUUCUCUCUCUGUUAACUGCUCAAAGUUCAUCAAACUAAGAUGGAAGAUUCUUCACAAAGGUAUGCAGUUGUGACUGGAGCAAACAAAGGAAUUGGAUUGGAGGUAGUAAGGCAAUUGGCUUCAAAUGGAGUGAAGGUUGUGUUGACUUCAAGAGAUGAGAAGAGAGGCCUUCAUGCUUUGGAAACCCUCAAAGAUCUCUCUGAUUUUGUGUUCUUUCACCAGCUUGAUGUUGCUGAUCCUGCAAGUGUUGCUUCUCUUGCAGAUUUCAUCAAAUCCAAAUUUGGCAAACUUGAUAUUCUGGUUAACAAUGCAGGGGUUAGUGGAGUUGUGAUUAAAGACACUGAUUUACUCCCUUCAUUAAUACUGAAAGGCGAGGAAUUAUCUGACGAUGAAAUAGAAAAGGCAAGGAGUCAAACAUAUGAAUUAGCACAAGAUUGCUUGCAAAUAAAUUAUUAUGGUGCUAAAAGAACAUCCGAAUCUCUUCUUUCCCUUCUUCAGUUAUCUGAUUCACCAAGAAUAGUGAAUGUAUCAUCUUUUUUGGGACAGUUAAAGUGUGUAUUAAAUGAAUGGGCUAAAGGGGUGUUCAAUGACGCUGAUAACCUUACAGAAGAGAAAAUAGAUAUGGUAUUGAAUGAGUUUCUAGAAGAUUUCAAAGAAGGGAGAUUAGAAAGCAAAGGAUGGCCUAAGGCUAUUAGUGCUUACGUUCUCUCCAAAGCUGCUUUGAAUGCAUAUACAAGAAUUCUUGCUAAGAAGUUCCCUACAUUUUGCAUCAAUAGUGUGUGUCCUGGUUAUGUUAAAACUGAUAUGACUUCAAAUACUGGCUUCAUAACUGUGGAAGAAGGUGCUGCUAGUCCUGUCAGGUUGGCACUACUUCCAAAUGGUAGUCCUUCUGGCUUCUUUUAUGAUCGGAGUCAAAUCUCUUUCUAUUAAUUAUUCAAGGUAUUAUGGACUUUUAAUUUUAUGUCUUUGGAUUAAUAAUAUAUUGAUACAAAUAAGAAAGAAUAGAGGGAAUGUAAUAUUAUAUAUGCAUUGGUGUAAUAACUUAUGCUUGUGUGA
Arachis duranensis is the source of this 1075-nucleotide messenger RNA. RefSeq names its product (+)-neomenthol dehydrogenase. Lineage: Eukaryota; Viridiplantae; Streptophyta; Magnoliopsida; Fabales; Fabaceae. Gene Ontology annotation, cellular component: membrane. The coding region runs from base 59 to 949 and encodes 296 amino acids. The transcript has 5 exons. The record is from RefSeq and is a predicted model, not a curated record.